AGUGCGGCCCAAUUUCCUCCCCAUGCUGACGGGGUGCGUGCUCGGCGGACCCCCGCACGUGUGGUCCGGCCGGUGCGGUGCGCCGUCCGUGCCCGGGUCACGGUACUGCCGCGGCCGUGCUGAGACGGCCCUUCAGCUGGUAUAUAGUCGGCCCGUCACCACACCACCGUACUAGUGAGCCACCGGCACCGUCACAGAGCUGCAAGGUCGCCUCCCACCUCCGACAUGGGUCGUACUGAGGUUCCGUUUGGCCGUCUGGCUGCCAUGCUGGCACUGCUGUCUCUGAUGUCUGCGACUGUAGAAGGCUCCUUGCUGGGCAAAUCAUUAUACAAGAGGACUAAAGAAGCUAUCGACUCACAGGACUACAGUGCGUUUGGCAAAACGCUCCACUCGUCUCGGCGUGUUCCGAUAGCGACGUACAAAUACGAAGACGACACAAUAUCCACCGCCAGAGACGCGUCGUCUGCCCCAGUCACGUCACUGCUAGACAGACUGCUGAAAGGCGUCAGCGGCCGGUCCUCGGUGAAGGCGGGGGAGUCUGCGAGGUCUACCGAGACCUCCCCGUUCCUCAGCUGGCUCUCCGGGAACGGUCUGGGUUCGCUGACGGGCAACGAGGCUACGUAUCCUGUACAGGAGUCAGCGCAGACAAUCGAUAACGUGUCAUCCACAGGCUCGCUCCUGUCGCUCAUUCGCAAGGUGCUGGAUGUCAUGCGGAAACCAGAAACAACAACUUCAGCAUCGGGCUCUGGAGACGUGUAUUCAGUGUCGAUCGGCGACACGACAGAGUCUCGUAUCGGAGAGAUCAUCAAACAGCUGCUGGGGAGGCAGUCCUCAGAGGCGGAGAUCGUGGUUGCGACGACAGGAGGAACUCAGUCCGGCAGUUCGUCUGACCGGACGGUAUCCGAGCUGAUUUCGGCCAUCCGCCGGCUCCUGAGAGAUCCGCAGAACUCAGAGACGGACGAGGACGGCACAGCGUCGGACGACGACUCGAGGCGCCCUCUUGACAUCGCCGCCCUUAUCCGUGCGCUGGCCAGGAGCGGAGAGCGUCCCUUGGCGCCCCUGCAGUCCUCUGACAGCACAGUGACCGACAUCCCUGCGCCGAUGUCGACCCGCGCCGCCCUCCGAGCUCUCAUCAGGUGGAUCUCCAAGCUGAACAGGUUGCAGACGUCAAAACACUCGCCGGGACGCUUCUCCUCGAUCAUCAUGAACCUGCUGUCCAGGAUGGCAUCUCGAUCCUCAUCAAGAUCAUCCUCUCCUUCCGGUGAUGUCAUAAACACGCUGCUGUCCAGCCUGAACAGGCCUGGUGUUUCCAUCAGCACCUCUUCCUCUCUACCCACUUCACUUGCUUCCCUUCUGACGGAUCUUUACACUCCCAGAUCCUCACCAAUAACUUCAUACUCAUCUUCAUCUCCUCUCAGCACCUGGCUUAAAGACUUUGAAAAUUCCCGAUCCUCUACAAAAUCACUCUCCUCUGAUUCUCUCUCGGAUUUGUUGGAUGACCUGGACGUGUCCGGAGGCUCACAGAGUGCGUCGGUCACCAGCUCGUCGUCUCCCGUGAUCGAAUGGCUGGAGACCAUCUCGACCUCUACUGGGGGAGGCUCGCCGCGGGAGACGACCGUCUCCGGCAGCGUCUCGCUCGACGAGCUGCUCUCGGAACUGCAGGACUCCCUGGGCUUCGACUGAUAGGAUCACAAAAUGGCGUCACUCAGGCUCGGGAUCUGCAUGCUGCAAGGUCUACACUGCGGCAGAUGUACCAAGUUGGAAACCUUCGCUUUAGUCGAAGCUGCAGAUGCCGCACCAUCCAGUCCAUCCCAAACAAACUCGCUAGUCCCUUGGACUUUGACGCCUUUUCAUCCACCUGUUGGAUGAACAUAUCUCAAUACUUUAUAUCCGCUAUAUUUGUUGUUCGCGUUAAUUGGUUAUUUUGUUAAUCUUUGUAUCAAUGUAUAAUGCAUAAGAUGAACAUCAAUAAAAACAAUUAUUUUACAAACAUUUAGAAAUAUUGUUAGAUGAAUACCUACCUAUUCAGUAGUGUAUGCCUUGCAAUUAGCGUUUGGGUAUCUUACUCUAUGUCUUUGAUGUAAAAAAUCAAUCAAAAACUUCCAAAGGCGUUUCUUCAAGAACAUGCGUGUCCUUUUCUUCUAAGUUUAAAAUGGCAAAACAACGGGCUUCAAUAAUCGGUGGCAUAGAUUCAGUAAUCUAUGUCGGUAGCUUUUUGAAAAAGAAUGACUCACCUUCCCCAUGAAACCUUUUACUCCUGAUUACGACCGACUUCAAAAUUGGGACAUCGUACAUAUAGUAUUUCAGAUAGAUCAGUAACCCCUGUCGUGUUUAGUUGCCCGACUAAAACAUUCAAUUAAAUUACGUAUAGAAAUCGGGCGACAAAGUGUUUCUUCAUUUCUAUGUAGGUUCAAGGUUGGUAAGUUGUUUAUUUUCCGCUUAAGUUAAUGAACAAGUGAGACUCUCCGAGACGGUUAUCUAUGCUUUUACGUUCAAACGUCGAAGGCAAAUAGUGUUCCUUAAAAGUGGACUAUGUGCUGCUCACGUGAUUUUCAGCGCUCAUUUUGAUCCGACAGUUUUGGGCAAACAAAUGACACAAUAUUUUAUCAAAGGCAUGCUACACUAAAUUGUGCGUUUCUGAUGACGAUCGACUACUUCAGAUGAUAAAAAAGUUAUAGUUUUUUAUGCAUAGGUAGGGAUAGCACAUGUCUCGUUUUGCAGUAGGUAAGACAUGCUAACGAUGCUAACGAUAUUUUAGCAUUAGAGAUACUAGUAUUUGUGUAUUUGUAUACCAAACACAUCAUGUGGGAGUACCUAUGCCUAGCUAUAUGUAAGCCAAGUUAUGUGUAGUUUGCACCUGUGUCGCCAUGCUGCAAUGAACUUCGCUCUCCAAGAUGUAAUACCCACGACAGAGGAGUUUUGGUACGACUCGGUGUAUCUGCCUGCUAUCCAUUACACAGAAACAUGUACUCAGUAAAUAUACCUACUUUUGUUAUACGUAUGUA
Messenger RNA from Amphibalanus amphitrite, 3005 nucleotides. RefSeq lists its product as uncharacterized. Bases 226 to 1683 code for a protein of 485 amino acids. Lineage: Eukaryota; Metazoa; Arthropoda; Thecostraca; Balanomorpha; Balanidae. The record is from RefSeq and is a predicted model, not a curated record. The transcript has 4 exons.